This is a messenger RNA of Thamnophis elegans (Western terrestrial garter snake), 2851 nucleotides long. RefSeq names its product heterogeneous nuclear ribonucleoprotein D (gene HNRNPD). Gene Ontology annotation, molecular function: RNA binding. The transcript is spliced from 7 exons. Lineage: Eukaryota; Metazoa; Chordata; Lepidosauria; Squamata; Natricidae. Gene Ontology annotation, cellular component: nucleoplasm. The record is from RefSeq and is a predicted model, not a curated record. Gene Ontology annotation, biological process: regulation of gene expression. The coding region runs from base 246 to 1241 and encodes 331 amino acids.
CGCGCCGCCGCAUUCUUCCCGUCAGCCAUUUUAGAUCGGAAUCAGCCAGGCGGCGCCAUUAAAAGUGCGAGAAAGGAAGGAAGUAAAGCCGGAGACCUCCCGUUUCCUUCCCCUGUGGAGAACACUGCUUUUUUUAUUCUCCCCCCCCCACCCCUUCAGCGGCAUAUUUAUUUCUCUUUCCCCGGUUCGAAACCGGCCCGCCGAGUCUCUUUUUUUUUUUAACCCAGCCGGGGAAACCUCCCCUCAUGUCGGACGACCAGUUCGCCGGAGACGAAGCGCUGGCGGAGGCUUCGGAAGAGAGCGAGCAGCUCGAAGGGAUCCUGGCUCCCGGCGGCGAUGGCAUGGAAGAGGCCGAGGGAGGAGGAGGUGAAGGAGAAGGCGGAGGGGGAGGCGGCGGCGGCGGCGGCUCAGGCGAAUCGGAAGGAGCCAAAAUCGACGCCAGCAAGAACGAGGAGGAUGAAGGAAAAAUGUUCAUCGGCGGCCUUAGCUGGGAUACUACAAAGAAGGAUCUUAAGGAUUACUUCACAAAAUUUGGUGAAGUUGUAGAUUGCACUCUGAAGUUAGACCCAAUUACAGGGCGGUCAAGAGGCUUUGGCUUUGUGCUGUUUAAAGAAUCUGAGAGUGUGGAAAAGGUCAUGGAUCAGAAAGAGCACAAACUGAAUGGCAAAGUGAUUGAUCCUAAAAGAGCUAAAGCAAUGAAAACAAAAGAACCAGUGAAAAAGAUUUUUGUGGGUGGCUUAUCUCCAGAUACACCAGAAGAGAAAAUAAGGGAAUAUUUUGGAGGUUUUGGUGAGGUGGAAUCAAUAGAACUUCCUAUGGACAACAAAACCAAUAAGCGCAGAGGAUUUUGCUUCAUUACUUUCAAAGAUGAAGAACCAGUGAAGAAAAUCAUGGAGAAAAAAUAUCAUAACGUUGGUCUUAGUAAAUGCGAAAUAAAAGUAGCAAUGUCAAAAGAGCAAUAUCAGCAGCAACAGCAGUGGGGAACUCGAGGCGGAUUUUCUGGAAGAACCCGUGGCCGUGGUGGAGGCUCCAGUCAAAGCUGGAACACAGGAUACAAUAAUUAUUGGAACCAGGGGUACGGCAACUAUGGAUACAACAGUCAAGGUUAUGGCGGCUACGGAGGCUAUGACUACACCGGCUACAAUAACUAUUAUGGAUAUGGAGAUUAUAGCAAUCAGCAGAGUGGUUACGGGAAGGUAUCUCGGCGAGGAGGCCAUCAAAACAGCUACAAACCCUACUAAAUUAUUCCAUUUGCAGCCUAUUGCAGACAGGUAUGUUCCGCAUUUGUAAAGCCGCAUUCUAAGUCUAACUUCGUUAAUUAAUAGUAGUUUUCUCAAAAACUUUGUGUAAGAUACUAUAUAAUAAUGUUUUAAAAUUUUACAGCACCCAGAAGUGCUUACCGUAAUGUAACAUAGUGACUUUGAAGAUAAGUAACCCAGGUCCUCUUAAGCUUUUACCUUUUGCCCUGUAAAAUUAACAAGUCAGUAAAGUUAACAGGUAAAGUACUGCUAAUGGGUACAAAUUAAGGAAUUGCCGCGAACUAGUAUUGCCUACUAACUCUGAUAUUAUACCUUGUUUGUACCCGCCAGCGGGAACUUCCUUGCAGGCCCUGUGUCGCGCUGACUUCCCGAUUCUCACAGGCCCGCUCAAUGCGGACAGGGUACGAGAUGCUCACGCUCUCGAAUGCUGCCGUUUGGUAUGGUCUCUUCCAACAUCCUGUAUCAGCCUUAUAAUAAAAUGGAUACUUCAAGCUUUGCCUUCACUUAUUUCUUUGCUUGUAAAACAAAACUCCUCGUAAUAUAAUUUUAAUGCAUUUUUUACAGGCCCAGUAAUGGUUAAAUACGUCAGCUUACUGAAUAAUUUUAACUGUUUGUUCUUCUAAGGAUACAGCUUGUCUCUGGAUUUUCCAGUAUUAAUUUUAUAUUUUAUUAAUCUAUUUUAAUGCUUGCUUUUCCCAUUUUUAUAGACACUGUUGUAGCAGUAAUUGCAAGAUGUUCUUGAGCUGAAGUCCUGUUGUGACAACUUCUCUAACUUUUCAAUAUAUACAUAUAUAAAUAUAAAUAUAUAUUUAUAGAUUCACACACCCCUAUUUACGUCUUAUAUAGUAGACUAUUAACUCUUUUUCCUCAUUGCAUUCUUCUUAAAUGGACAAAUAGUGCUGUUUAGCUGCCCAGCAUAAGUCUUUAAUAGAGGUCUUGGGCCAAAAUAGUCACCACCCAGCUACAACCUAGUGGUGGUUGAGAAUUAAAGGUUUGCGGAGAUGCUUUAUGGCAUUUUGUGAAGUAAAUAAAUAAAUAUCUCUUGAGCAAUUUCAGAUGUGGAAAGAUCCUUUUCCAAACCGUGGUGCACAUGUGGAUUUCCAGCUCAUGGACUCUCCUGUUCAGCUUUAAUAUAAAAAGCAUAUUUGAUUAAUGUUGAUACUAUAUUUACGUAGUGGGAAGUAGGGCUAUCUAAGCAGUUUUCUGUUAAACUUUGGCUACCUUGUUGGUCUUCCCAAACUGACUUGUUUUUCUUUCUCUCUAGGUGGACAAGCAGUAUUCUCCACUGGAAGAUUCAUUUUGAGGCGGCCCAUGCCGCCUGCUAACCGCAGUCAAACUUAAAAAAAAAAAAAAUUGUAUCAAGUCACUGAAUUGAAAGUAAGAUGUGGGUCCCCUCUGACGUUUGAUUGCACAGAAUUGUUUCACCGUCUUAUAUUUUUUAAUUGCUAUGCUUAAGGAAUCAACUUGACUUAUGCCCCGUUCCCAUUUUGUUCCCAGUAUUGUAGAGCAGGUCUUGUGUUUUAAAGCCCAGUGUGACAGUGUCAUGAUGUAGUAGUGUCUUACUGGUUUUUUAAUAAAUCUUUUUGUAUAAA